Molecule: messenger RNA, 732 nt
Organism: Sander lucioperca (pikeperch)
Lineage: Eukaryota; Metazoa; Chordata; Actinopteri; Perciformes; Percidae
Exons: 5
Coding region: 1-732 (243 amino acids)
Source: RefSeq, a predicted model, not a curated record
AUGUCUAUUCUUGUUAGUUCAACAUUAAAAUAUGUCUCUCUCUGUGUCCCUCUCUCUGUGAACAUCUCACUAGGAAGGGUGGAGGCAGGAGUGCUUGCCGUGGACGGCUCCACUUUAAUCAUCACCUUUACUGAGAGGGAGGCUAAUGUGAGGAGCAUACAAGAGAAGGUGAAGGCUGACCUUCGCAUUCCUGAGAAUAUCAUUCUCUGUGACGCACAGGGCAACCGUCUUUUGGAGGGGUCUGGCACAGCAGGCCUGGACUUUUGGCUACAAAAUGCCCGCAGAAUUGUUGCCCUACAGGAGGAUGCAUUCGAGGAGCUCCAGAGGAGGAAGAGGAGGAGGUCAAGUCGUGUCCAGGAUGACACAGAAGUGCUACAUAGAGUGGAGGAGCUUGUCCUGACAGCUCAGGACCUUCCAAACAUCGCCCAGAUGAUGAGGGAGAUGGCUGGGCUAGCUGAGCUGGGCCAGCGACUGACUGGGACCUUGACAGAAGCCCAGGCCACCUCUGUGAAGGACACCUUCAGGUGCCUUAUUUGCAGAGGACCUAUGACUGGCCUUGUGAUUGCACCCUGCUGCAGGAGCCUGGUGGGGUGCAAUGGAUGUGUGCGGGGGUGGGUCCUCAACUCCGCCAACUGCCCCAAGUGUCGGGAUGAGCGUUUUGGAGAAGACUAUUUCCUGUUGAGUGGGAUGGACGAUGUCAUGGAUGCCCUGAGGAAUGUGGUGUCCCCAUAG